Armigeres subalbatus is the source of this 4743-nucleotide messenger RNA. RefSeq names its product angiopoietin-2. Bases 585 to 2819 code for a protein of 744 amino acids. The record is from RefSeq and is a predicted model, not a curated record. The transcript is spliced from 9 exons. Lineage: Eukaryota; Metazoa; Arthropoda; Insecta; Diptera; Culicidae.
CUGAGGCGCGCAGAAAUUAUUUAACCGCGAUACGAAUCGGUUGUGUUUUUGGCGUUUUUCACGCUGUUUUCAACUUUUCUGUGUUUGUUGCUAAAGGACGGCGCGUUUCAACGCGGGUCGUUUGCGUUUUUGUGUGUCGAUUCUCGGUCGUUCAAGUGGAUUGAUAAGCGCGCGCGUGUCUUGAUUGGACAUUUGCUGCAGUGCGAUCGAGGUGCGUGUCGGAGGAUUUACUUUGUUCGACGUACGCACAGGAUUUAUUGGUUCAAACGGGACGAGAUAAGCCGCGACGUCGUUUUCCUCGUCACUUCGUCGGUACCGAGAAGAGAUCUUUGAUCGUUAAGUGUGAUUCUGCAGGAAGCCACAGACUGGUCGUCCGUAGGCGCUGGCUCGUCGGUAGGCGGUUUGUAAAUACUGACCGGAAUUUCAGUGAAUCGUGCAAAAAUAGGCAAAGAAUAGUGUUCCAAGUGAUCAGAAUAACCGGAAGUGUAAUAACCCAAUCCGUGGGUCGUUACCCAAUUUUCUUCUAUACUGUUUCGGCCCUGCCCGAUUCGCGAGUAGCUUUGUGACCGAACCCGUUACCGGAGAUGGCCUUCUUUAGGGCCUACUACUGUUCAGUGCUGCUGUUGCUCUACUUCGGGGCCUUGGUCCACAGUGGGGCGCCGGUGCGGCCCGGGGCGGGCAACCCGUCGCCGCGGCUGCCUCGUACCAGUGCCAGCCAGCUGUCCGCACAGAACAACAACAGCACCGGAGUGCGUAAUUUGGCCGCCAAGAAUCUCACCGCCCAGCAGGGACGUGGGAACUACAGAUCAAGGUACGUCAAAAUAAGAGAGCAGCAGUUGCUGAAUGUGUUCGAAGUAGUGGUAUCGACGUUGGAGGGUAAACUUCAACGGAUAGACAACCUAGAUAAGGCCGUCGAACAUCUGAUGCGACGCGUGGAAUCGCUGGACAGUAAGGUAGCGGACAAUAUUCACAAAACCGAUUCGGUGAUCACAAAGCUGCGAACACUAGACAGCAAGUUGUCUGCUCCAAUCGGAGACGAUGACAGACCCAACGGUGUCAGGACGGCCAAGUCCACAAAUAGCUUGGACAGUCGACUGGUAUCGCUUGAUCAGAAAGUUAGUGAUAUCGAUAACAAGUUGAACGGUUUGAAGAAUCAGAUCGACAGUAAUUUCUUACCACUGGAUGACAUCAAUGCGGAAGCCAGUGAACGAAAGACUGUCAGCAUGAAUGUAGCAGAGAUCACGAAGGCAAUGCACACAGAAGUGAUGGGACACAUUACCAAGGAGUUGGGUCAGCUAAGAGCGAUUCAGGAAGGCAUCGAUAGGAAGCUCCAGUUCCACAUCAAUAUCGUGUCAGAGAACUUAGGCAAAACAAUCAACCUGUUGAACGAAGUUCACGAUGCGGUUGUAGAUCAUAACAUAAACUUCAGCUACAACUCGACUUCAACAAUUCCUCCAUACGUGAAGGCCAGCAAGAUCGACAUUCUGGUAAAGCAAAUCCGUCCAAUUAUGUCUGUUUCGGAGAAAAUGGACGAAGUGUGGGAUGUUGUCGUAGGAACAAAGAGCUCCGUUGACGAUUUGGUACCCAAAUCAGAUGCCCUACUCACGCAGAAUCAACGACAGGAACGAGCCAUCGGAGAAAUCCAUCACGAUCUAAAAACUAAAACGAACCUGAUCAUCAACAAUUUGGAUAUGGUGGAAAAGCGACUCAAGAAGCAGGAAGAUGAUGUGGCAGUGUUGGCUCAACGUCCGGUUCCAGCUGAACUUCUGAUGGAUCCUACGAUAGAUCGACUUGUGGAAUACGACCCUAACCGGUACUCAAUCGUCGAAGACUUCACGGAAGCCCUGCCAACGACGACCUACCCCACUUCGUCUUCCUCUUCGACGACGAGCUCCAGCAGCAGCAGCACCAGCACAAGCACCACGGCCAGCAAUGUGAACCUCACGAGCACCACAUCGGCUUCGGCGCAGACGGUCCAGGCAGGCGGCAAGAACGUGUCCCGCAAGGGUGGAAUCAUCUUCCCCAGUGUGAAGAACAAGCCUUCCGUGCUGAACAACACCUUUGCUAGUGAGAGUUUACUUUUCAAGGACAUCAAGGGAUUCUCCUGUGCCGACCUAAUGAACGCCGGAAUGCGCCAAUCCGGAGUGUACUAUCUGCAGAUUCGUGGUACAACGUACUGGUUCCUGAAGGUCUUUUGCGAACAGGAAGUUGCCGACGGUGGAUGGACCGUAAUUCAACGACGCGACGACUUUGGAGAGCCCCGAGAAAACUUCAACCGCGACUGGGCCGAUUACAAGAACGGAUUCGGCGAUCCGGCGAAGGAAUUCUGGCUCGGUAACGAAAACAUUUACAUGCUGACGAACAAUGAGGACUACUCGCUCCGGGUCGAGCUGGAAGAUUUCGAAGGAAACAAGAGGUACGCACAAUACUCCCAUUUCAAGAUCCAUUCAGAGCAAGACUACUACAAACUGGAAAUUGAUGGCUAUGAGGGCAACGCCGGCGACUCCCUGAAUGAUCCUUGGUACGGUUCUAACAACAGUCCUUUCUCUACGUAUAACCGCGAUAAUGACCGAAGCUCGUUGAACUGCGCCAGUAUGCUCAAGGGCGGCUGGUGGUGGAAGUCUUGCGGACGAGGUCUGAACGGACUGUACCUGCACGAUCCUCAGGAUCUAACCGCACGGCAGGGAAUCGUCUGGUUCCGCUGGAGGGGCUGGGACUACACCCUGAAGAAGGCCACCAUGAUGAUCAAACCGCGAGGACCGCAAGCGGCGGCACAGCAGCAGAUUGCGGCAGCGGCGGCGGCAGCUACUACGGCGUAAUAAGUGGAUCGAUUGUUAUUUUUUGGGUUAAUUCGCGCAAACUCUCGAGAGUUUUUGUACAAAUUCUUUUUUGUUUUCAUAGUUUUUUGUUUUAUGUUAUGGAUUUAAACAAACCAUUCCAAAAUUACGAACACGACUACAAACAAGCGAAAGAAGCUGCCACGUGGAAGACAAAAGAAUUGCUUCUAUGAACAAUAUGGGACGAAACCUGAGAUAUGCCCUCGUUUUGGAUACUUAGGGGGCAUUCCGCCAAUUAUCAAGUACUUUCGAUCAUAUUUAGUAAAGCUUGUAAAUUGAUCCAUGUCUUGCCCGUAGAGUGAAUGUCUCUCCCCGCCUAUUCGUGAAACUCCGUCCCCUACUUUGUUGUAUAUGUAUUUUUAUUUUACGUUUAAUUUAUUAAAUUUAGUUGAAAGGACGAGCGUGAGAGCGAAAAAGGAAAUUCACCACAUUGAUUAGCGAAAUAUCUUAGUCUUACUGUCUGUGGCGAGACACGAUGUAUAGGAAAGACACGUUAUUUUUACUGAUUUGUCAUGCCAUGGUUUUUAUUUUUUAGAAAAAUUGACUUCCAAGUGACAAAACCUAAUCGGUGAAAGUACAAUGCGGAUGACGGUUUUGACAUUUUUUUUCAAAAUUAAAAAAACUGAAACCAAGCGAUAUUUUUCUUUUCUUUUCCUAUAAACUUCGGCUUUUAUAUGCAGACGAAGAGAAGAUAUCUAAAAAUGACGAACUGAAAGAGAUUGUUAAACGAUAGUGUAUUUGUUUUUUAGGUAAAAUUAUCAUCCCCAUGCGCACUAUUUUUUCGAAUGUUUUAUUUUUCUUUAAUUUUUUUUGCUACAUUGAGAGUGUUGAAUGAAUCUUAUGUUGGUCUAUGAGGAAUGCUAAAUGUCAAGUACAUGGAAAGGAUUUUAACAUCAGAAAUGAUCCACAAAAAUCAAAAUGAUAGGAACGGUUUCUUUAUUUGGGAAGUGUAAACGCAUAUUCUCAUUCACUAAUUGAAUAAUUCUCUUAAAAUGAAGAAAAUUUAGACAAAUCAUUCAGCAAGCACUAAGUACCAUUUAUAUUACUUUAGAUGUCAAAACAUAUUUUAUUUCAUUCGCGGCAGGACUGCAUUAAAUGUGAGGUAAAUAGACCAAGAUCGAUAAAUUGAUUUUCAAAGUGUACAACUCAUACUAAAAUAUUGACACUUUCGAAAUUCUAUUAGACUCUCAUCAAUCUUCAUCAAAGCAAAAAAACAUGAAAAAACUUGAACAGUUCAAGAUAAUUCGACGAGAAAAAUAAAACAUCUUAGAAAAGAAAACCAUCCUGUACCACAACAAAAAUAAAUAUUCAUACGUAAUGGAAAACAAUUAAAGAUAGAAUCAUGUGUACACUCGAUCAUUUAAGUGUAGAAAAUCGCACAAACACAGCCACCAUAUUUUCUGAAACCAUGUGAUUGGGAAUAACGGAAAUAUCAUUAUCAUUAUUGUUUGCAAAAAAAACAUAAUCAUUGACCGGAACACAUAUGCAAUAGAAACUAACGCAUAGCAUCACAAACGCACAACACUCAAAGAACAUAUUUGUAAAUUUAUUUCUUUCGUUUUCGAGCACGAAAUUAGAGAAAGAUCGGCUAUGGAAGGUAAGUUCUAUUAUUGGCAGGUUCGUUUUUCAAAACAUGGCUUGUCCGUAUGAAAAUCUAGUGGCCAAUUUUCAGAAAAAUGAUAAAUUUAGCCCUCCCAAGAAAUAGAACAAAAUCUGUCAAAGCCAUAAUUUUCCAUAUUAAUGCAUAUUUUCGACGCGAUAAAUAAGGCCGACAUAUCAAACAAUCAUUAUUGCAAACAUAAAAUAUAUACACGAAAAAGCAGAAGAAAAAUCCAAUUGUAAAUAUCGUUUUAAUUUAAUAGUUGUUAGAAUGUUUUUAUAUUGAAAUAAAACGAAUGUGAAAAUA